AUGAGAUGGCCGCUGCUUCUGGCACUGGCACCAGCCUUCCUUUCGCCGCUCAGGCGAACGGCAGUGCAGCGACGUGCUACGUUGAAUGAGGCCCUGGACAUUUUCGGGCUGGAGGUGGUGCCGAGUGCCUCGGAGCUCAGGAGAGUCUUCCGAAAGCUGGCGGCGAAAACGCAUCCGGACGUGACUGGCUCUGAAGAGGCCUUCCGGAGAAUGGUGGAGGCCUACCGCCAGCUUCAGAGCGCCGACCCCGGCGCAGGCAAAGACAAAGAUGCAGUGGAUGAGUUCCUGCAAGACUGGCUGUCGGAAUCCGUCCUGGGCUGGGGCGACUUCGCGCAGAUUGAGCGUGACACAGAUGACGAUGGCUGGGCAGGACGAGCUCCGGUUCUAAAUAACUUUGUCCGCAGGCACGACGCUGCCUCAGAAGGAGGAGUGCAGGAGGGCGACUGCGUCAUUUUCCGCCUCCUGCAGCCCAUACGGGGCUUCGCGUGGGGAGUCGGCCGGGUGAUUGCUGUGCAGGUGAACUACAGCAGGAGCGGGCCCAACGGUCUUCUCCACCUGCAGCCACUGCGGCAGAUUGGGCCCACCUUAUUGGAGGAGGACCUGGAUGCGGACGUCGCCAUCACCCGGGCCACGGACCGGCUGGAGCUCCUCGCCGUGGAACUGCUGGCCGACGGCCGCGUGCAGCUGCCGGAGCUGGGCCGCGCCCACGUGCGGGCGGCUUUGGGUGGAGACUUGUGGGGCAACCCCCCGAGAACGGCCCCUCCCGCUCCAGAGCUUCAAUCGAACGAGUCUCGCAUGGCCUAA
This is a messenger RNA of Effrenium voratum, 804 nucleotides long. Lineage: Eukaryota; Dinophyceae; Suessiales; Symbiodiniaceae. The record is from the annotation of a GenBank genome assembly.